Misgurnus anguillicaudatus (oriental weatherfish) is the source of this 1476-nucleotide messenger RNA. It is a transcript of the gene ciao1, whose product is annotated as cytosolic iron-sulfur assembly component 1. Gene Ontology annotation, molecular function: protein binding. NCBI's taxonomy places the organism in Eukaryota, Metazoa, Chordata, Actinopteri, Cypriniformes, Cobitidae. The record is from RefSeq and is a predicted model, not a curated record. Gene Ontology annotation, biological process: iron-sulfur cluster assembly. Gene Ontology annotation, cellular component: cytosolic [4Fe-4S] assembly targeting complex.
AUUUGAAUCGUGAUCAGUAAUCGCUGAAGAAGACAACAGGAAGUUGACAGGAUCUGAUAAGCACAUCAGAGAGAGGAAAGUGGUACAGACAGCGCAUUAUAUGUCAAAUAACUAUUUAUAUCACACUGUCAUAUUGAAAUGAAGUCCACAUUAGAGCUACUGCACAGGGUGAGUGCGCACCCCGACGCGCGCUGCUGGUAUGUCGCGUGGAACCCCACGGGUACGCUCCUGGCGUCGUGUGGGGGGGAUCGGGCGAUACGAGUAUGGGGCAAAGAAGGUGACAAUUGGGUGUGUAAGUGUGUUCUGGCUGAUGGACACCAGCGGACGGUCAGAAAGGUGGCCUGGUCUCCCUGCGGCAAAUAUCUGGCAUCAGCCAGCUUUGAUGCAACUACAUGCAUCUGGAAAAAGACCAAUGAUGAUUUUGAGUCCCUGACAGUGUUGGAAGGCCAUGAGAAUGAGGUGAAGUGUGUGGCUUGGGCUCCAUCCGGAAAUUUACUGGCCACCUGCAGCCGAGACAAAAGUGUGUGGAUCUGGGAAGUGGAUGAAGAGGACGAGUAUGAGUGUGUAAGUGUCGUGAAUUCACACACACAGGACGUGAAGCAUGUUGUUUGGCACCCGACACAGGAGCUUCUUGCUUCGGCCAGUUACGACAACAAGGUGUGUAUUUAUAAAGAAGAAGAUGACGACUGGGUGUGUAGAGCCACAUUAGAGGGACACGCGUCAACUGUCUGGAGUCUGGCCUUUGAUCCUGAGGGACACAGAUUGGCUUCUUGUAGUGAUGACCGAACUGUGAAGAUCUGGAAGGAAUCUACAUCUGGAGAUGGUUCAGUAGAUGAGUCCUGGAAGUGUGUUUGUACUUUGUCUGGAUUCCAUGGGAGAACGGUGUAUGAUAUUGCAUGGUGUCGUAUGACUGGGGCAAUGGCUACAGCAUGUGGUGAUGAUGGAGUCCGUGUGUUUGAAGAAGAUCUCACGGCUGACCCCGAGGAGCCCAUCUUUCUGCUGUCUGCACACGUGCCCAAAGCUCAUAGUCAGGAUGUCAACUGUGUGGCCUGGAAUCCAAAGGAGGCGGGAAUUCUUGCAACCUGCAGCGAUGACGGAGAUCUUGCUUUCUGGAAGUACAGCGCUGACACAUGAGCCGGUCAAUGAAGCAGCACUGAAUCUUAAAAUGCUGUGGCGUAAAUCAAAAUGGGGAACAACAUUUUACUCUUGACUAGAGAAGUCUGCUUUUGGUUUAUUUUUUUGUCCAAUGAAUGACAAGACUGAAAAUUUUAACACAUUUUCUGCAACUGUUAUGUUAAUGUUCCAGUUGUUUGUUUGGGACAGGUUCGGUUGUAAUAGCAUUGUUAACCGUUUUAAUGUUGCUUGCACUUAAAGCUCAAAAAACCUGCUAGACUUAUGGAUAUUAUAUUUCUUUAACUGAAAACUAAAGAAGAAAAAAAUCUUAAUAAAUAUUGUCUUUAUUACCAUGUCAAAAAA